Messenger RNA from Trichomycterus rosablanca, 1152 nucleotides. RefSeq lists its product as uncharacterized. Gene Ontology annotation, biological process: response to bacterium. The record is from RefSeq and is a predicted model, not a curated record. NCBI's taxonomy places the organism in Eukaryota, Metazoa, Chordata, Actinopteri, Siluriformes, Trichomycteridae. The transcript has 7 exons. The coding region runs from base 1 to 1152 and encodes 383 amino acids.
AUGGCAGCGGUGUCCUCUCUCUUUUUAGGGUUGGCCUGCUCCGAGUGUCAGCGAUUCCCACCGGCAGGCGAGGCCAAUCCUGGAGUUCCCUCUCAAACUGUGGGUCAUUAUGAACCAUCAGUUCUUUCAGUAAAAGCUGGUGAAUGUGUUAAUAUUCACUGCACAUUUCUAGAUCAAUCAGAUCGGAUGAUUUGGUACAAGCAAAGAUUUGGUGAGAUGCCUCAGAAGGUGGGAGAAAGUUUAACACAUAAUGAAAUCAACAUUUCACCUGAGUUCAACAAAUCAGGAUUAAAAAUGAAGAAAACGGAGACUGAUUUCUUCUUGACAUUUCUACAUAUAAAUAAAGAGGAUGAAGGAUUGUACUUCUGUGGAAUAUUUAGCUGGGUGAGAAAUUCAUUUUCCAAUGGAACUUUCAUAUCUGUGACAGAUGAUCAAGAGUUCAGUGUAUUGGUGGUUCAAAGUGAUGUGAUGGAUUCAGUUCCUGCAGGAGAAUCACUAAAUCUGCAGUGCUUUGUUUUCUCGAAAAGCAGAAGCGUGGAACUCCCAGUGCUCUGGUUUAGAUCUGCUUCACCAGAAUCCCGUCCUCAAAUCGUUUACUCUCAUUACAACAGCAGCCAUCAGUGUAAGGAAAGCUCUAAUACAUACACCUGUGUGUACAACUUCUCCAAGAAUAUCCUCACCAUCAAUGAUACUGGUACCUACUACUGUGCUGUGGCCAUGUGUGGAAAGAUUAUUUUUGGGAAUGGAACAACUGUACAGCUGGAAUCUGUGGACUCUUUAUGGAUGUUCCUUGCAGUUGCUUUGGUGGUGUGCAUGAUAGUGAUCUCUGUUCAAGCUAUUUUAAUCUGUAAAUUUAGAAGCUGUAAACCGUGCAGAGAUCGAUUCCUCUCCAGCGGCGGCGAAGCGCAGCUGGUGAGAUGUCCAUCUGAUUCCCUGAACUACGCACAUAUGAGUUCGGUGACUCUUUUUGUGCUCCACAGAUUGGUUCCUCUCCAGCGGCAGCAAAGCGCAGCUGAUCGGUUCCUCUCCAGCGGCGGCGAAGCGCAGAUGUUGAGAUGUCCAUCUGAUUCCCUGAACGCACACGUCAGUUCGGUUUUUCUUAAUGCAGAUUGGCUGCUUCCCCGCAACAGCGGUUCACGACUGGGGACCUAG